AUGGACCCGAUGCCCAAGCUCCCCAAGCUGAAAGCGCGGCCUGCGGGGGCGCAUCUGUCUUCGCUUGAGCAGGAGUACGCAGUGAGCCCCAAUAGCCCGCUCCUGUCUACAACGGUGCAGAACAACGCCUGGGUGUGCGCCGCAGCUGCGGAGCUGAGGACUCCGCGCCUCGACACGGCGGUGCUCUGCGCCCGCGGCAACCGCGCGCGCCUCACAGGCGAUAAUGGGCGCGGGCAGCUGGGCGUGUCUGGUGCACAGGCAGUGCUGGUGCCGCAGCCGAUACAGGCUGUCGGCCGCUGGGCGGCGGUGUGCGUGAGCGAUAAUCACGCGGCCGGGCUGACCUGCGAGGGGCACAUCUACACCUGGGGCGCCAACAAUCGCGGGCAGCUGGGGCACGGCGACAAGUGCCCGGGCGUCAUAGACGCGCCGGUGCAGGUGUCUGCACUGGCAGACACGGAGGUCAAGGCUGUGGCGUGUGGCCUGGAGCACACCGUGGCGAUUACGGCCAAGGACAUCCUGGCUUGGGGGUCGAACGAGUACGGGCAGCUUGGCCACGGGGAGCACGCGCUGCAGGCGUCGGACGUCUGCAGCCGCCCCAUGCCGGUCAAGGUCCUGCAUGACGUCAUGGUGACGCAGGUGGUGUGCGGCCGGUUCCACACCAUCUGCGUCACCGCGCAGUCGCAGGUGUUCGCGUGGGGCCACAACAGCGCCGGCCAGCUCGGCCUGGGGGACCGCCGGGACCGCCACAGCCCGACGGUGGUGGACGCGCUGUGGGCGCUGCCUGUGGUGCAGCUGGCGGCCGGCGACGCGCACAGCGCGGCGCUGACGAGCAACGGGCACAUGUUCAUCUGGGGCAGCAACCACUUUGGGCAGCUGGGACUGGUGAAGGAAGGGGACUCGCUGAGCACAAGGGCGAAGAAGAACCGCAAGCGGCGGCCCAACCAGGUGCACCUCAUGGCGAUGCUGGAGAUGGGCAUCCCCAAGCACAAGGCGGAGGUGGCUCUGGUGGAGACUGGCAACGUGGGCGUGGAGGUGGCGACCGAGUGGCUGUUCAGCGCCCCGGAGACGACGCAGUUCGAGCAGCACGGCGGCGUGGACACCGGCAGCCCAAGCAGCACCAGCAGCGCCUGCAGCAUGGAGGAGCCGUGCGCGCUGUCGCCGAAGCGCGUCCCACUGCGCGGCGUGCGGUACAUCGGCGCGGGCGCGGCGCACACGGUGGCGGUCACGGACGAGGCGACUUACAGCUGGGGCGCGGGUGAGCAGAGGCGACGAGAACGGGUGCCAGGGGGCGCGGCGCGGUGA
Molecule: messenger RNA, 1302 nt
Organism: Monoraphidium neglectum
Lineage: Eukaryota; Viridiplantae; Chlorophyta; Chlorophyceae; Sphaeropleales; Selenastraceae
Product: putative E3 ubiquitin-protein ligase HERC4
Exons: 10
Coding region: 1-1302 (433 amino acids)
Molecular function (GO): protein binding
Source: RefSeq, a predicted model, not a curated record